Acipenser ruthenus (sterlet) is the source of this 7038-nucleotide messenger RNA. RefSeq names its product FMR1-interacting protein NUFIP2-like. The transcript is spliced from 4 exons. Gene Ontology annotation, molecular function: RNA binding. Lineage: Eukaryota; Metazoa; Chordata; Actinopteri; Acipenseriformes; Acipenseridae. Gene Ontology annotation, cellular component: cytoplasmic stress granule; nucleoplasm. The coding region runs from base 180 to 2105 and encodes 641 amino acids. The record is from RefSeq and is a predicted model, not a curated record.
AAGCACAUAUUAUUAGUAAAGAUACUGUUGGAGCGGCGGCUCUUCUCUCAGCCGCUAGGUUUGUGUGGUUGGGCAGCCCCAGCAGUCUCCACUCGAGCUCAGUCAGCGACCUUUCAGUGCGCUGACUGGAGCCACAGAUUCAGCUUUCCUUUUUUUUUUUUUUUUUUUUUUUCACUUCAAUGGAGGAGCAGUCCAAUGUGCAGGAGCUGCACUGCCACUAUGGAGAAGAGAAAAUCCACGGCCGCCCCAAAAAAACCCUGAAACAUGAACAAAACCAUUGCCAGUACCAGCGCCAGGAAACGCACACGAAGAAAACAGGAAAUGGAAAACUAAACUGUAGCACUGGAGAGAGAGACAAGGUUGUUAAACUUCAGGACUCCAGCAGCCUGCUCUCCUCUGGCGUAGGAAAUGGUAACGCACAUCGCCUCGACACUACCUUGAAACCCAAACAGACCGCUCCAGCAGUCCGGGUCAGCUCCCUGCUCCUCAAAGUGGGAAGCAAAGCCAACUGCAAUCAUAAAAACAGUAUGGAUAGAAAGAAUGACAAGCCCUCUGAGAGCAAGCCUCGGGGGGGCAAAGCCAUGGACAAGAUAGAGGCGGUGUCCCUUCUGAACGGAGUGGUGGCUCUCAAUUCCGGUUGCAUUACAAACGGUUACCCCGGCAAGCCUGCCGCGGACAACGAUGGCAGCGGAUCGGAGACCGGCUACACCACGCCCAAGAAACGGAAAGCGAGGCAUAACAGCGCCAAAGGCUUGGAGAACAUGACCCUGCCGCUGGACAGAACCAUGCAGCAGGAGGAGGAGGAGGAGGAGGAGGAGGAGGAGGGCGGUGGCGGCCUUCAUACAAAACGAGAAUCUGAACUGUGUAAACCAGAGUGCGUUGAGAAAGCAGACAGGUUGCUGGAGGCCAGUGGCAGGGCAGUGAGAGCCAAGCCAGCGACAGCAAUGGCUGAGAUUCAGAGGAAGAACUCGGACGCUAAACUCCCUGCUGCUGCUGCUGCUGCUAAAAAGCUGGAGGACAGGCCGAACAAAACCAGGCCUUCCGUGGCAACUAAAGACGACUCGUGGACCUUAUUCAAGCCGCCCCCAGUCUUUCCUGUGGACAACAGCAGCGCCAAAAUUGUUCCCAAGAUAAGUUAUGCAAGCAAAGUUAAAGAGAACCUCAACAAGGCAGCUGGGGAGGCAUUCCUCUCUCACGUCCCUGGAAGACUGGCCCAAGUUCCCAUGUCCGCUAUGAAAGCCGUCGCUUCGGCCGGCUUUACCAACGGCCCGCUCUCCAGAGAUGGGCCUCUGCUUCAUUUUUUAAGCACCGCUGCUAGUACCCUAACGACCUCCUUCCCAGGGGGCGGGAGUGUAUCGUUGUCCCCCGACAGCAGCAGCACCCCUCCUUCCACUGCCACUGGCGAACAAAAGAAACCCAGCCUUUUCAUCUAUCCUUCAAAUAUGCAACCCGUGCUUCCCGGCGUGAGCCCGGGGGACCUGCCUGCCUCCGCACAGACAAAUCAACAAAACCUGGGGGACAUUUUCCAGAACCAGUGGGGGUUAUCCUUCAUCAACGAGCCGAGCUCCGUCCCCGAGGCGCGAGCCGGACGGUCUGCCGCGGGCAGCAAAGCCGGCGAGGUGACUUUUCAAGGGGAGUGCGCUGCUGCUUCGGUGUCCCAGGGUGCCCAACAUCUCCUUCCCUCAGGACCGGCGUUUCCAAAGGCUUACGAACUGGAGAAACGGACUAACCCUCAAGUAAUUAGCAGUGCUUUAAAAGCGUGCCCAGCGGCACCCGGCAGCGCGCGAGGCCCUUCCUCGUUGGAGGUGCACGGUGGAUUACAGAGGACGAUUGAGGCGGUGAACCCGGGUGCGAUAGUGUUUGCUUCUUCUAUGGACCUUGGUGCUGAAUCGCCUCAGGCUUCUCCGACGAACCCUAUGUUGGCCUUGGCCAAAGAACAGAGAUACCAGAGAGGCUCAGACAGAAGAGGCAGCUGGGGGGCAUUUGAUGUUAAAACUGCUGUUAUUUAUCACACUAAAGAAAUGGAAUUUAUUUUGAACUUGCAAAAACAAGAUCCAAAAAGAAUAAUCACUUACGAUGAAGCCCUGGACCUGCCAGACCAAUGAGGCUGAAGACUGAAGACACUUGACUGUUUUUUUUUUUUUUUUUGGUUUUUUUUUAUUGUACCUUAUUGCAGCAGUACAGCUGUGUUGGGAAGUUACUCCUUCAGCUGUGCAGUGGAACCUAGAAGAGGAAUCUCACGACAGAUACUAAAAACUACAACGUGUCAUUUAAAAAAUAAGACACACACACACACACAAAGCAUUUAAAAACAAAAGGACAAGCACACCGGCUUGAGCUCGCUUCAGACGGUUUAAGGAGUCAUGCACGAAAUGCUUUAACUUUUAAAUACGUGAGCUCUGGUUCCAGUGCAAGGGCUUGUGGUGGAAGCAGAUGGUCUGUUACUUGUGGUUCUGAAAGUACUUGCUGGGGCAGCAGUGCUCCUCCCGGGGAGCUGAUCCAACUUCACAAGAGGAGGGUCUGGGUGGUUCGUGGAGAGACGACCCGUCCGGCCGAAACGGGAUGCUCCAUCUCUCUUCUUCUCUUUUAAUUUUUUUAUUAUAUAAUUAUAUAUAUAUAUAUAUAUAUAGUUUGACCCCUAAAAAAAAAAAAGUAACAUAAUAUAAUUAAAAGGUCGGUCACGUUGAGCAAAUAGAAUGUUUUAUUUUUUUUUUUAUGUAUCUAUAAAGGCCUUGACGUUUUAUAGAUUUCAAAAUGUGAUGAUAAUGUGGCAGGAGUCUAGCCGUCCUGUCUCUCUUGCUGCGAUUGAAAACAAAAAACUAAGCCUUGGAACAGAGGAGGAGGAGGAAGAGGAAAUUGUCUUAAUUGUCAUUUUGGAUAGAAGGUCGCUCAGUAUAAUGCUAACGUUGCUGGUCAUCUUGAUUCGGUGACGUGUCAUUCCUCUGCACUGAACUCCAAUGAGAAGAGCCUCGUUCACUGUCGCAGUUACCGGAGAGGAGCGAGAAAGCAAAUGAAGUGACACAACACAUUCUGAUGCACAAUUCUGUUUGUUUUCUACGCCAUUAUCUAGAACAACAACAAAAAAAGCCCUGCUUUGCUGUAGAUGCUCUGUGUUACACUUGUGUUUAAAUUUGAAUGUGCAUCUUUUUCCCUUUUCUAGGGAAGGGAAGGAAACUACAUAAAAAAAAAAGUGGGGCCCUUACCAACUUAUCACUAGUUUAAAUAUUUUCAAGCAGUCUUAGUCAUGAUAACCAGAGUUUACUAUAAAGCAUAUUCUAGUGGUCAGUGAGCGGUCAGCAAAGCUACGUUUCGAAACAAACUUGAAUUUACUGCACCACCUUAACCUGCUGCCUCCUCCUUUGUGAUGCAGCGUGUUUUUAGCAGCUUGCCGUCAGUAACAAAACAAAAAAAAACUGAGCUUUACAAAAAGACACAUUUUAGUGGCAAUAGAUAGAAAGAAAUAGGGUAUUGAGCAAUUAAUAAAAACUAAACCUCACUAGCUUGAAUACUAUAAAAAGGUUACAGGGAGGGUUCAAGUUUAUGAAGAGCUGUUAUUACUUGAAAACAUUAUUUACAGCCCCCCCCCCUUUGUCUCUCCCUUUCGGUUUUAUUUCUCCAUUCUUCUUUCUUUUGUUGGGAAUGUUCUGUGGGAGAAGAUAAUUAUUAGUAGUGGCAAUAGUGUUUUUUUUUUUUUUAAUAGUUUGUUUCUAGAGAUUAAAAAAAAAAAAAAAAUCAAUUAGCACUUUAUUCUAAUGAGAAAAAUAUAAUAAAUAUAUAUAUAUAUGUAAACGUUAUGUAUUAGUUGCAAAUUGGUCUAAAAUACUGACCCCUGCUGGCAAUGGCUGUGAGCUGUUGAUAAUUGGGAGGAUUUGAAUAAGUCACUCAGGUAGAAUUAGGAAAGCCAUCUCUCCAACGAAGAGACCAGUAUGAAGUUUUCUUGCCAAAAAAUGUUUGACUCCCAGUCUGCUGAUUUUUAACACCACGUUUACUUGCCCUAAUAAUAAUAAUAAUAAUAAUAAUAAUAAUAAUAAUAAUUUGAGCGAUUCAGCUUGUUUGAGUUCGCAUUGAGUAUUCUGUGUUUCACGCGAUUAGACAAGCUUUAGCUAGUGUUAAUCGGAGGCUCUCUUUUUAAAAUUUAUUAAAAAUAAAUAAAUAAAAGAAAUGAAGUUGCGUAGCACCAAAUGUAUUAACAUAUUACUAGAGGAGCAGGAAUAAAAAAAAAAGAAUAGAUGCUUAAAUAAAUAUAGAAAUCUGAACUGUUUUUAAAUGUCACUGUGAAGUACUUUGUUAACCAGAUACUCUCCCGGCCAGCAUGUUCAGGUUGUGUUUGGAUCGCUAGCCAUUUUCCCCUAUUUUUCUAGGCUGAUCUGGCAUUUAAAAAGGGUUAACCCUUCACUGCCCUGGGAUAAUGACGAAUUCUUUUGUAUUGUAUAUUCACGCCUAAUUAUUUUUGUUUCUUUUUUUCUUACUCUCGCUGUCUCGUCCUCACGCAAUUCUCCAAUGAGCACUUAUUUAAACAAAUGUGUGUGUUUCAAUUGCAGUUUGUUUAUGACUAACUAAUGUAUUUAAGAAAAACAAUGCUAAAUUGUGUUAAUUGAUAUAGGUGUAACAAAUUAAUCUUUUUUUCAAUUAAUGUAGCGUAAAACCAAAUUCAGGCACACUUUUUUAAAUUUUAUUUUUUGAAUGGAGGUGCAUUUAAACAACAAAACAAAUGGAAUGUUUGAUGUGUGAACUCUGUAUGAUCGCCUGGGGCAUACGUUUCCUGGUGUUCGGAAAAUCCUGUUAUAUUUCGUGCCAUGUUUUGAUUCGCAGAGCGCUUACUGUUCAACAGCAAGUUGUUUUCCAAGUGUAAUCUUUCAAAACGGCACAACUAAGCAAGUUAUUUCCGUCCUGCAGUUGUCCCUGUUUUGGAACAGCGUGGCGUCCUGCAGUUGUCCCUGUUUUGGAACAGCGUGGCGUCCUGCAGUUGUCCCUGCUGUGGAACAGCGUGGCGUCCUGCAGUUGUCCCUGUUUUGGAACAGCGUGGCGUCCUGCAGUUGUCCCUGUUUUGGAACAGCGUGGCGUCCUGCAGUUGUCCCUGUUUUGGAACAGCGUGGCGUCCUGCAGUUGUCCCUGUUUUGGAACAGCGUGGCGUCCUGCAGUUGUCCUAGGAGUUACAGGAGUAGUGUUGCUGUUGUUGUUUGUCUGCAUGUAGUUGACGGGAGCGCAGCCUUCCCAUAUCCCCCCCGGGUUACCAGCCACAGAGCCUGCCUGCUCGGGGCAUUCCGUUAGUACAGCGGCUUCCAACUCCAGUCCUUGAGGUCCACUCCAGUCCUUGAGGUCCGUUCCAGUCCAGGACUUUAUCCAGCUAAGUCCUGAAUAGUCGAUUGAUUGCUUGGCCAGUUCAAUGAACCUGUUUUUAUACAAAACCUGCCCUGGAAUGGGUGUUGAGAGCCAGAGUUGGGAGCCAGUUGGCGAGGGUCUGUAGGGCUCCCUGUUGGCACAUGUCCACCUGCUAUUCACCAGCUGAUGUUGGUUUUGAAUUGACAGAUAGAGUAAUCAAGAAGUUCAAGCCAUUCCAGACUUUACUAGUGUUUAAUUAGCCACCAGUCAGUGGCUGCUAGUGUCUGAUUAGCUCAGGUGUGACUAAUUAAUUAAUUGAGAUCAUAGUUGCAGUGCAGGGAUCCUCUUUAUCUGUAACCCUGAUUAAGCUAUUGCCUGAUUUUUGUAUUUUUUAAUCAAUUUAAUUUGAUGCUUCAGCUCUUGACAUCUGGUGACUGUUGGACUGAGAAGCAGUAGGCAGGCAAGUGAUAAUAAUGUGGAGGCCUGGUCUGAAUUUUUUCUUUUGUUACGUUUGGAUAAUGUUAUCGUGAUCUUAGCAGGUAACGAUUGCCAGUUUGCGCUCCUGCGUGUGUUUUUAUUCUAUUUUAAUUGAAGCAGUUUCAUGCUGUUCUUGUAACUGUAGACCUGGGUUCAAUAGGGUUUGUUUUGGGGGGGGAAACUCCAAAAAUGCACCCUGUAGUUUCACUCUGUGUCAUUUAAAAUUGUACGUUUUUGAAUGAAAUCAUCAUCAUCAUUAUUAUUAUUAUUAUUAUUAUAUUUUUAUAUCAAGUUGUCUUCAAAAGAGACUCGAUACAAUACAGUGCAAUGCAGUUUGCUUUUCUGUAGCCCUCUUCAUGCAGAGCAUCCCAGGGCAGUGAAUCCAGCUCAAGAAUAAGCUAACUCGCAGGUAAAUGAACACUGGGUGGAACUACACCAUGCUGUUUGGGGUUGCCAUACAUGAAACCAAACAGAUGCAGGUCUGUCUUACAACCUGGAAUUGAAAAUUAUAUAUAUAUAUAUAUAUAUAUAUAUAUAUAAUGUGUGUGUUAGUAAUAUAUCCUCCUUCUUGAAUAUAAUCUAGUGAGUCGCAUUUCUUUUUAGGUUAAAAUGUAUUAUUAUUAUUUCAGCUAACUGGUUGGUAACUGGUAAUUGUGUAACCUGAAUGCUGAUGUGUCUGAAUAAUUUGACUUGACUGAGAUCCAAUGCACAGCAUACUUAUUUUUUAUUUUUUAUUUUUUUUGGUGCACAAUCUGUUUAACGAAUGGGAGGAGAGAAAACAAACUGACCUUCUAUUCUGCGAGACCGCAUUCUUGCUACUUGCUGCUGCUCGUCUUGCGCUCCACGUAGUCUUUUUAAACAUUGUUGUGUCAACUGGAGCAUUGCUUCUGAACCAAUAGCGCUGUCCCAGCGUUUGUAUUUGCCUGCUGUGCCGAAGUGUGUCUGCGUUCUGAACAUCACACUUUAGAACUGUUCUCUAUGAUGCUGGGCAGUGAAAUUAGUUUGGAAGCUGUAUAAAAUUAGGAUGUGUUUAAAUAAAUAAAUAAUUGCCUCUAUACUGUACGUGGAGCGCAGGAGACAGCCACGGUAGUGAGACUGUUGUAAAAGUGUUCACCUGAAUGUUUGAGGGGGAAAAAUAUUUAAGAGAUCGAGUGUGUGUUCUACCAUGCUUUUACACAUUUCACAUGUCCUUUUAAAAUUUCAAAAUAAAGCGUUCAUUAAAAUCAAAACCUAUUUAAA